AUGACAUGUUCCACAUGUGUACAAAUGCAGUCCAAGUUAAAACUUACAACUGUUUGGGCAAAUGAGGGUACAACUAACAUCCAGAUAUCUGCAGUUACUAGACAUGAUCAGAGCACUGAACACAGUAAUGCGUGCACUGCUAUGGAAAAACAGGAAGUUCAGACUAUUCUAGAGAAAGAUGCUGCACCUACUGAGACUGCUUUUUCUGUAGCAAAAGAAGAUGCAAUAGUUUUUAACACCAUUUACUUUGCAGCCGAAUCUGAAAUUCCAUCUAGUACUGUAAAUGGAUUACUGGAACUGCAUACCAGAAAUGGACUUGAUGUGAAGUACACCAAUCUUAGCUGGGAUUCAAUUACCAAAAUGCAAAACUCCAUUGCUCAUGUACUGAGAGACGAACUGGUAAAUGAGAUUAAAUCGUCUGGGGGUUUUGCACUUAUGUUGGAUGAAAGCACUGAUGAAACAGUUGAUAAGAGACUAAGUAUGUGUGUAAGAUAUGUUAAAGGUGGGGAACUGUUCACUAAAAUGUUAUAUAAUGUGCCUAUUGCUGACGGCCGUGCACACACUAUUGUAAACUGUGUAGUGGAAGAAUUUGAAAAGCUGGGAAUCAGUUUGGCUGAUUGUACCUCAUUAGCUACAGAUGGGGCAGCAGCAAUGAUGGGAAAACACACAGGGGCAGGAAAACAAAUGAUCAGUAAAUACUCUCCAUUUUGUGUACAGACACACUGUUUGGCCUACAGAAUAAACCUUGCUUGUUCGGACUCUGUGAAGAAAAAUUAG
This is a messenger RNA of Mercenaria mercenaria, 777 nucleotides long. Its product is annotated as SCAN domain-containing protein 3-like. The transcript has a single exon. Lineage: Eukaryota; Metazoa; Mollusca; Bivalvia; Venerida; Veneridae. The record is from RefSeq and is a predicted model, not a curated record. The coding region runs from base 1 to 777 and encodes 258 amino acids.